Molecule: messenger RNA, 803 nt
Organism: Mauremys reevesii (Reeves's turtle)
Lineage: Eukaryota; Metazoa; Chordata; Testudines; Geoemydidae
Product: lysozyme g-like
Exons: 6
Coding region: 189-803 (204 amino acids)
Biological process (GO): peptidoglycan catabolic process; defense response to Gram-positive bacterium
Cellular component (GO): extracellular region
Molecular function (GO): lysozyme activity
Source: RefSeq, a predicted model, not a curated record
GUUAUGAGCCCUGUCAUUUAAAGAAAGCUUCUCUAGGGAUUCGGGAUUAUUAUUAGGAGGCUUCAGAUCUUUCCCACUUCUGAAGGUUUCUCCACGUGCCCCAGUGGAAAUGUUAUCCAGAGCGCCCACUCUUAAAAGAGUUUGAUUAAUUUUCACACUGUCUUGGGUGCCUGAGAAGAACCAUCCCCAUGCUACUAACACUGAUGUUUCUGGGCCUUGCUGCCCUUGUUGCUCCUUCUGUAAGUUAUGGAUGUUAUGGUGAUUUACGUACUGUGGAAACCCCGGUGAUUUCCUGCGGAGCUGUACAAACCCCAACUUGUGGGGUUCAUGUUGCAGAAAAGUUUGCUGAAAUAGACAUAGUACGUCUACAGAGAUACAAAGUCCCUAUUAUGAGAGUUGCCAGAAAUCUGUGCAUAGAUCCAGCACUCAUUGCUGCAAUCAUGUCCGUGGAGAGUCGUGUUGGAGCUACUCUAGUCGAUGGCUGGAACCGUGAAAGAACCCAAUAUGGCUUGAUGCAGGUUCAUACACAAUACAAUUCGAUUCCUGGAGCUUGGGAUAGUGAAGCUCAUAUAACUCAAGGUGCAACUAUUCUAGUUAAUGGAAUUAAGGCAUUACAGACAAAGUACCCUACCUGGUCAUCGCAACAAUAUCUCAGAGGUGGGAUUUGUGCCUAUCAUGACACGGUUAGGAAUAUCCAGGUCUAUGACGGAAUGGACAAUUGCAAUUCGAGCAAUGAUUAUGUUAAUAAUGUUAUUAUUCGAGCCAAAUAUCUGAAGAAUAAUGGAUUCAGCAUUUUAGCAUAA